CGGCAGUGACCGACGUGUUCUGAUCAGGAGCUGUUGGUGGAGAAAUCGAGCACCAUGAAGUGGCUCAUCCUGGCUCUGGUUUGUCUCCAGCUCUCAGAAGGGCUGGUGAAAGUCACUCUGAAGAAAGGAAAGUCUAUGCGAGAGGUGAUGAAGGAGAAAGGAGUUCUGGAGGAUUUUCUGAAGCAUCACAAAGUUGAUCCUGCCAGGAAGUACCACUUCAAUAAUUACAAUGUCGUUGAUGUACCAAUAGCCAACUACCUGGAUUCCUUCUACUUUGGAGAGAUCAGCAUUGGAACCCCGCCCCAGAACUUCUUGGUUCUCUUCGACACCGGCUCCUCCAACCUGUGGGUUCCAUCUACGUACUGCCAGACUGAGGCCUGCUCCAAUCAUGCAAGGUUCAACCCCAACCAGUCAUCCACCUUUUCCGACAUUGGAGAGACCUACACCCUGGACUAUGGGUUUGGAGACGUGACUGUGGUUUUAGGUUACGACACGGUGACAAUCCAGAACAUCGCCAUUGAGAACCAGGAAUUUGGUCUGAGUCAGGAUGAGCCUAGCAGCCCCUUCUAUUAUACGUAUUUUGAUGGGAUUUUGGGAAUGGCUUAUCCUCCCGUAGCCAUACCGGGGUACAGGACACUUAUGCAGGAGAUACUGCAGCAGGGCCAGCUUACUGAACCCAUCUUCAGUUUCUAUUUCUCACGGCAACCAACGUAUGAUUACGGAGGGGAAGUCAUCUUGGGCGGCGUUGACAUCGAACUGUUCUCUGGCCAGAUUACCUGGGUACCUGUUACCCAAGAAGUUUACUGGAAGAUUGGUAUUGAAGAGUUCGCUAUCGGACAGCAGGCGACUGGCUGGUGCAGUCAAGGCUGUCAGGGCAUUGUGGACACCGGGACGUUUCUGCUCACCAUCCCAGAGCAGUACAUGGGGGACUUCCUGCAGGCUGUGGGUGCUCAGGAAUCCAGUGGAGAGUACCUGGCUGACUGCAGCAAUGUCCAGAACAUGCCGACCAUCACCUUCAUCAUCAACGGAUCCCAGUUCCCGCUGCCCCCCUCCGUCUACAUCCUCAACAGUAAUGGCUACUGCAGAGUUGCGGUUGAAACCACUUACGUAUCUUCUCAGAAUGAGCAACCAAUCUGGAUCCUGGGUAACAUCUUCCUUAGGGAAUAUUAUUCUGUCUUUGAUAUGGCUAACAACAGAGUAGGCUUUGCCCCAUCAGCCUAGCCAAACCAGGCCUCACCAGAACCGGAUGAAGACAUUCCCUUUCCUGUCUAAAUCUUCUCUCCUGGACACUGUUGGAAUCAGGCUGAGUUCAUAUGGACAAAUUGAAUCAUUCUUAAUGUACCUCGCAUAUAGCCGUAGCUUGCUUUUGCCUUGUGGGUAACAAUCAGUGCUCUCUAAAUGUAUUAUUGCGAAUAAACUGCAAAGAGUCAAAUUCC
Malaclemys terrapin pileata is the source of this 1436-nucleotide messenger RNA. RefSeq names its product pepsin B-like. Gene Ontology annotation, molecular function: aspartic-type endopeptidase activity. The transcript is spliced from 9 exons. Bases 55 to 1221 code for a protein of 388 amino acids. Gene Ontology annotation, biological process: proteolysis. NCBI's taxonomy places the organism in Eukaryota, Metazoa, Chordata, Testudines, Emydidae. The record is from RefSeq and is a predicted model, not a curated record.